Diaporthe batatas is the source of this 2057-nucleotide messenger RNA. RefSeq lists its product as uncharacterized. The transcript has a single exon. NCBI's taxonomy places the organism in Eukaryota, Fungi, Ascomycota, Sordariomycetes, Diaporthales, Diaporthaceae. The record is from RefSeq and is a predicted model, not a curated record. Bases 360 to 2057 code for a protein of 565 amino acids.
CGACGUUCCACGACUCGUGAUGACGCGGGCUAGUGCCCGUCAUCAUUGGGCUUGAAAGCCAGGAAUGCGGCACGGCUCUGCGCUAAGCACGCGGUAGUGCCCACCCUCCAUCGUGCAUUUCUUUGUUCAGAAACAGAACGGGAAGCCAUCGUCAAGUGACACGGGCUGAAAGCGGCUGGGCGGCGGCACCUCUCCCACCCCCGUCUUUGUGUGCUGGACCCCAAAGAGAGGUAGCAUCACCAACGCAAUCAAUAUAGUCUGUUGGGCUCUUGGACACGCUCCAAACCCAACCAACCCCUCAACAAUGCCUCCCGAUCCCAGCCUGUGAGCUGAAAACUGAAAAGUGAUACUAUCUGAACAUGGACACGGCUCAUCACGAUGAUGCAGGUCUGGUCAGGGGCCUGGGAAUCGUCAUGGACGCCGAUUUCGCACCGCCAAAGCAUUCGGCUGACUAUGAGGCAAGGCCACUGCCGGCGAUCCCUCCAAGGACGUCUUUCUCCAUCCCAGACAUGAAGGCUGUGUUCAAGACAUCAAAGAACAACUUGACCAACAGACAUGUAUACGACUGGGACAGGCAAGUUGAUGAUAUAUCACUCAAUACGGAUUGCCGCACCGGAACACCGCGGAGCCGCUCUCUGCCCGAGAAUGAUGGGAGCAGUAUCCCAACGACGCCGUCCAACGAGAUACUCUCCCCGCAGCCGAGGCAUAGCAGGCAGAAGAUACUACGACUCACUGGCAACAUCAGCCCCUCUAUGGCUCUGGCCUCGUUCGAACCAUCGCAGCAUAACUCACAGCAGAAGAUCAAACAAAUCACCGGGUUGGAUGUAGGCCCCAACAUCUCGAGCGAAAGCCCAUCGAAUCCGCUGCUGCAUCCCUUCCAAGAUGAAGUGUCACCCGUGUCGCCGAGUGAAAGCACCUACUCUGUGGAGGGCCUCGAGGCGACAAUCAGCGAGCCCGACUCGGAAUUCUCUGAUUACACCCUGCACAGCGACGCCAACGGCGUGACGACACAGCUUACCGCACCCUCCUUCAGUGCGUCCCCGAGCCGGCCGGUCUCGACAGGCCCAGAAUCCCCUCCCACAAAGGUCCGACUGAGCAGCUUUGCUAUGCGGGAACCAGACACGGACGGCCAGCGCGAGCCACUAACAGAUUUCAAGGCCCAUUACCGACGUGGCAGCAACAGCAGCUUCUGGGCGUCGUCAAGGAAGAGCUCGGCCACCGUCGUCCCACACUACGCCAGUGGCAGCAGCGACACGAUCAAGUUCAGCCCGCGCGCCUCAGUAUCCACAACCAGCGUCGUUGAUGCUGGCUUACCGUCCCCCUUGUUCAAGCAGCGCAGUCUGGUAUGGGACAACAGCCCAGUCGAACACCAGACGGCCGAGACCGGGCACGACCAGGCCUCGCCGUCCUCCAGCCCAUCGCCUCCUCAUGCCUCCUCGACGUCCUUGGUUAACGUCAAGCCAGCAAGCCUUUCGGACCGCCGCACAUCCAAUAGGGGCCGCGUGCCUCCGCCGCUGGAGCCAAACGGCGAGCACCCCGUGAAGCCGCCCCGCAAGUUUAGCCCUCCCCAGCGGACGCCUUACCCACCCCUGCCCCCGCCGCCGACAGUAAAUUACAGCGCCUUCGACGCCGACUCGGACGACGGGAAGCGUACCUCGUUCCUGGGCAAGGUGUUCCGCGGGGGCGCCAACGCCAGCAGCCACAGCAUCACCAGCAGCUACAAGCGGCGUUCGCGCGGGCCCCCGACGCCCUCGGAGCAGAACUUCGUCUCUACCACCUCCCUGCCCUGCGGCGGCGGUGGGUUCAGCAGCACAACCUCGCCCCUGUCCCCACCGCCCAUCCCGGAGUCCCACCCGCAGCGGCCCCAGGGGCGGGAUACGCCGCGGUCAUCGGCCGAGGGAGGAGGCGCACGUGGGGGGUCCCAGGGUGCCGGGGGCAGGCCGCUGUCGGGUGGGGCGGGGCUGUUCCAGCGGGCGCGGCAGAGCGUGGGCCUGCGGAGCAGGUCUGAGAAGCGGAGGAACACGCUGAAGGGCAAGAUCGGGGCUAUUGAGACGUAG